UGUUCAAAGGGAGAAGAGUUGGAGUUACUCUGCGACCUCUCUCAGCAAGCAGGAUGGAGAAGUCCAAGAAGAUCUUUGUCAGUGUCCUCCUGUCUGUCAUGUCUGUGGAAAUCUGCUUGGCUCAACACUGGUCUUAUGGCCUGCAACCAGGAGGAAAAAGGAACGCCGAAAACCUGGUAGAAUCAUUUCAAGAGAUUGCAAAUGAAAUGGAAAAAUUAGGGGAAGUGCAGAAGACUGAAUGCCCCGGCUCCUAUCAGCAUUCCCGGUUCAGUGACCUGAAGGAAGCCAUGGAAAGUCUGACCGGAGAAGCUAGACUGAAGAAGAUUUAAACCCACAAAGCCAUAUGGAACAAUGGACCCAGAAGAAGAUUUCAAAGCUAUGUUAAAACAAAUUCCUCUUCAAAUGGCUUUGCUUAGAUUGCAUUAUGUGAAUAAAUACUCUGAAGUUGCAUUUAAGU
Phaethon lepturus (White-tailed tropicbird) is the source of this 457-nucleotide messenger RNA. It is a transcript of the gene GNRH1, whose product is annotated as gonadotropin-releasing hormone 1 (luteinizing-releasing hormone). Lineage: Eukaryota; Metazoa; Chordata; Aves; Phaethontiformes; Phaethontidae. The record is from RefSeq and is a predicted model, not a curated record. Gene Ontology annotation, molecular function: gonadotropin hormone-releasing hormone activity. The coding region runs from base 54 to 329 and encodes 91 amino acids. The transcript has 4 exons. Gene Ontology annotation, biological process: multicellular organism development. Gene Ontology annotation, cellular component: extracellular region.